This is a messenger RNA of Zeugodacus cucurbitae (melon fly), 907 nucleotides long. RefSeq names its product dynein axonemal light chain 1. Gene Ontology annotation, molecular function: protein kinase binding. NCBI's taxonomy places the organism in Eukaryota, Metazoa, Arthropoda, Insecta, Diptera, Tephritidae. The coding region runs from base 271 to 825 and encodes 184 amino acids. The record is from RefSeq and is a predicted model, not a curated record. Gene Ontology annotation, cellular component: cytoplasm. The transcript is spliced from 2 exons.
GAAGCAUUUGUGAAUUUGAAUAAUUCCCGCUAUAUAAUGGCGAAAAAAAUUGUAUAAAGAAUGCAGGGCUGACAGUCUAUCAAACGAAGAAUUUAUAUUAAAAAAAUAUACGCCCUGCACUUUUAUAAAUAAAAAAAAAAAUACAUACAUAUGUGCAUUUGAAACACCUAUGCUCAAUUUAUAAAUUUGGCGCAAAAUUCUGAAAUUGUCAGUUAAAAAAAUUUGGGAUAAAAUAUUUGAAAACUAUAAAAUAAAGCUCUCUUUUACUCAAUGGCUAAACCUACCACCAUCAAGGAUGCGCUACGCAUUUGGGAAGAAAAAAAUGGCAAGGAUCCCAUUACCGUGACAGACAUCGGUUUACAAUUUCAAUACCCACCAAUUGAAAAAAUGGACAGCACUCUUAAUACGCUUGUGAACUGUAGGAAACUAAGUCUUUCUUCCAAUAUGAUUGAAAAAAUAACGGGUAUUAAUCAGCUUAAAAAUCUCCGUAUACUCUCAUUGGCUAGGAACAAUUUGAAAAAUAUUAACGGCAUUGAGGCGCUAGGCGAAACAUUGGAAGAGUUAUGGGUCAGCUACAAUAUUAUUGAGAAAAUUAAACCCAUAGAAUCCAUGAAAGUAUUACGAGUAUUUUAUAUAUCACAUAAUCUUGUUAAAGAUUGGGUAGAGUUCAAUCGCAUGGCAUUGGCACCUAAGCUGGAGGAAAUAUCAUUUCUUGGCAAUUUACUAAACGAAAAUAUGGAUGAAUUGGUAUUUAAAAAUGAAGCCAUACGUCGGCUGCCACUAUUGAAAAAACUCGAUGGUGAACCGGUUAUAAGAGGCGAUUAGUUGUCACCAAAUAAAUAUUAAAUACAAACCUGUAAAUUUGAAUAAUUUUAGUAAAAAAAAAACGAUACAUUUUACCAAAAUA